GCUGGGCUGUCUGUUGACUGUUCAGAGAGGGAGUGGGGACUUUUAGAGUUUUAGAAUCAAUAAAGUAAAACACCUCCCAGCUAAUAUAAAUUAAUCACAAAAAAAAAAAAAACAGAAUGUGAUGAAUUAUUACCCAACAAAGAUCUCACGAGCAGGAGCCAACCCCUAUCUAUCAUAACAUCACCAAUCACGAUCCCCCUUUUUCUCGAGAUUCUUACCCUUCCCACUUCAGAAAAAAAAAAAAAAAAAAAUCAGAUCAUUAAAUGGCUAAACCCAGAGAAUGUUGGAUUCCCAGAGGACACUGUUAAUUAGAGAAACCCAAAGCAAUUCCAACGUUCAUUCUCUCUCUCUCUCUCUAGAUAACUGACUGCAAAAUUGUCUGACCCACAAGCACUCUUUCACUAGAAUCUCUUAAUCUCGAAUGUUAAUAGUGCCAAACAGUAAAGAUAUCACUCUGCUUGUUUUUUCCUCUGUUUAUAAGAAUCAUGGGAACCAAAGCUGAAAAUUCUAAUCCCCCACCCCCUCCCCCUUUCACAAUAGCAUGAUUGGAGGAAUUUCUCUUUUUUUUCCCCCAUCUUUUGAAUUUAUCAAGAUUUGGUUAACGUGGGUUUUCUUUUAUAUAUUCUCUUCUUUACUUUGCUGAAGCAGUGGCAGGCAGGCAUGUUAGUCUCCUCAGCAGUCCUCAGUACCAGAUCCCACUGUCUUUGCCUCUUGGUUCUGACACAAGGUGUGAGCGAGUGAGUGAGUGAAUUUGUCAAGAGUCUAUUUCCAGUAUGAGAAGCAGGACCAGCUCUCUCCGUGCUCACCUUCUGAUGUCAAGCUUCCUAUUUUGAUCACAAACCCACUUGCAGAUUAGUUGUGCAUGUUGAAUCCUUCAACCCUUUUUCACCAUCUCCUCCAAUCCUAUCUCCUUUAUAGUUGAAAGCUUGUUUGGCAUCUGGGAAAGUGGUUUUAGGCCUCACAUGCUAAUGGCAAUGGGAAGAGAGCAAGUUGUUCUCUGUUUUUUGGCGUUGUUCUGCUCGUGGACUCCAACCAGUGGCUUGCUUUCUCCCAAAGGAGUGAACUUUGAAGUGCAAGCUUUGAUUAGCAUUAAAGAGUCACUGGUGGAUCCUCAUGGGGUUCUUGGGAACUGGGAUGGCAGUGCUGUUGAUCCAUGUAGCUGGACCAUGGUCACUUGUUCACCUGAUAGUCUAGUAAUUGGCUUAGGCACUCCAAGCCAGAAUUUGUCUGGCACACUUUCACCAAGUAUUGGGAACUUGACAAAUCUCCAGAUUGUUCUCCUACAGAAUAACAACAUUUCUGGACCAAUUCCCUCAGAGCUGGGGAAGCUCUCAAGGCUUCAUACACUUGAUCUUUCCACCAACUUCUUCACUGGUGAAAUUCCCACUUCUCUGGCUGAGCUGAAAAGCCUUCAGUACCUGAGGUUAAACAACAACAGUCUUUCUGGGGAAAUUCCAUCAUCCUUGGCUAACAUGACCCAGCUUGAAUUUCUAGACAUAUCUUAUAAUAAUUUGAGCCAUCCCGUGCCACAGAUUCUCGCUAAAACUUUCAACAUUGAAGGAAACCCUUCGAUAUGUGCAACUGGGGCUGCGGAGAACUGCUCUGAGAUGACGCCAAUGCCUCUUUCCUUCAACUUGAACAAUACACAAAAUCCUCUGCCCUCUGGGAGACCUAAAAGCCACAAAGUUGCAUUAGCCUUCGGCUCAAGUCUCGGGUGCAUCUGCCUGCUGACUCUUGGAUUUGGGUUCCUUCUCUGGUGGAGGCAAAGGCACAACCAGCAGAUAUUCUUCGACGUUGGAGAACAAAGCCAUGAAGAAGUUUGCCUGGGAAACCUGAAGAGGUUUCAAUUCAGAGAACUUCAGAUAGCAACGAACAACUUCUGCAGCAAGAACAUACUUGGAAAGGGUGGUUUUGGGAAUGUGUACAAGGGGCAUCUCCAGGAUGGGACUGUUGUAGCUGUAAAAAGGCUCAAAGAUGGGAAUGCCAUCAGUGGGGAGAUCCAAUUUCAGACCGAAGUUGAGAUGAUCAGUCUAGCAGUUCAUCGAAACCUUCUCCACCUCUAUGGCUUCUGUAUGACAACAACAGAGAGGCUUUUGGUUUAUCCAUACAUGUCCAAUGGCAGUGUAGCCUCCCGUCUCAAAGCCAAACCGGCACUGGAUUGGGGUACGAGGAAAAGAAUUGCCCUGGGAGCAGCAAGGGGCUUAUUAUACCUGCAUGAGCAGUGUGAUCCCAAGAUAAUUCACAGGGAUGUGAAGGCAGCAAAUAUACUUCUUGAUGACUACUGUGAGGCAGUAGUAGGAGAUUUUGGACUGGCAAAGCUUUUGGACCACCAGGAUUCACAUGUCACAACAGCUGUUAGGGGCACCGUAGGGCAUAUAGCUCCUGAGUACUUAUCAACCGGUCAAUCCUCUGAGAAAACAGAUGUUUUUGGGUUUGGAAUCCUUCUUCUUGAACUAAUAACUGGUCAGAGAGCUCUAGAGUUUGGGAAAUCAGCAAACCAGAAAGGAGCUAUGUUGGACUGGGUGAAGAAAAUUAAUCAGGAAAAGAAGCUUGAGAUGCUUGUGGACAAGGACCUGAAAAGCAACUAUGACAGAAUAGAGCUUGAGGAAAUGGUUCAAGUGGCACUCUUAUGUACCCAAUACCUUCCAAGUCACAGACCGAAGAUGUCUGAAGUUGUUCGAAUGCUUGAAGGAGAUGGCCUUGCAGAGAAAUGGGAAGCUUCUCAGAGAGCUGAAGCAACAAGGUGCAAAGCCAGUGAAUUCUCCUCUUCAGAGAGAUACUCUGAUCUUACUGACGACUCAUCGUUGCUUGUCCAAGCCAUGGAGCUCUCUGGACCCAGGUGAUAUCAUUGUUCUACAAUGCAAGUACAAAGAGAAGGAAGCUAUGGAUGGAAUCUGAAAGCCAAAAAACAGUGCUGAGACGAGCUUGUUUUAUAGCAUAGUAGAGCACCAUAUUGGAGCUCUAAAGGAGUGUUAAUUUCUUGACUGUACAGAAGCUGAUUUGAGGAACUGACAGAUUAGGUUGAGUGCUGCUGGCUGCAUGUAUGUCUUUUUGUUACAUGCUUUUGAGGAGGUCUCCAUCUGCGAUCUCUAGCUUGUAACAGUAAUAAUGUUCCAAGGAAUGAGUUUUUCUGGUCA
Messenger RNA from Malania oleifera, 3137 nucleotides. Its product is annotated as protein NSP-INTERACTING KINASE 1. NCBI's taxonomy places the organism in Eukaryota, Viridiplantae, Streptophyta, Magnoliopsida, Santalales, Ximeniaceae. Gene Ontology annotation, molecular function: protein kinase activity; ATP binding; protein binding. The coding region runs from base 963 to 2843 and encodes 626 amino acids. Gene Ontology annotation, biological process: protein phosphorylation. The record is from RefSeq and is a predicted model, not a curated record. The transcript has 11 exons.